This is a messenger RNA of Kluyveromyces lactis, 1422 nucleotides long. RefSeq names its product protein kinase PKP2 (gene PKP2). The transcript has a single exon. Gene Ontology annotation, biological process: protein phosphorylation; regulation of glucose metabolic process. The record is from RefSeq and is a predicted model, not a curated record. Gene Ontology annotation, molecular function: pyruvate dehydrogenase (acetyl-transferring) kinase activity. Bases 1 to 1422 code for a protein of 473 amino acids. NCBI's taxonomy places the organism in Eukaryota, Fungi, Ascomycota, Saccharomycetes, Saccharomycetales, Saccharomycetaceae. Gene Ontology annotation, cellular component: mitochondrion.
AUGUCACGGAAUAGCGUUGUAAGGAAAGUAUUGGAUAUAUCGCAGGUGCCUGAUUUUUCGCGGUAUUCUGCAACGAGGUCCAUCAAUGAGCUUGCACCCUACAUUUCCAGCACUUUAAGCGCAUAUCCCACAGAAUCAAAAUAUAUCAACCAGUACCAUUACUACCAUAAUGAUAAUGUCUUGGUUAAGAAGUAUUUGCAGAAGAAACCACAUCCAAUGUCGUUGAAACAGUUGGCGCAGUAUUACGAUGACUCAAGUAAGUUAACGAAGAUGAAAAUUAUUUCUUCUGGGAAAUUUGUGAAAGAGGAGCUAUGUGUUCGUAUCGCACAUAAAUUAGACCUAUUGCAAAACUUGCCUUUCGAUGUAGUGAAUAAUUUCCAUUUCAAUCAGGUGUAUGAAUCAUAUUAUAACAUCUUUGAAAGGUUCAGAAAGUUCCCGGAGAUCAAGGACGAGAAGGACAAUUUGAAGUUUUGUCAGUUUCUACAUGCGAUUUUAUCAGAUUUCAACUCUUUGAACUUGCCUCAUUUGAUUAUGGGUGCUUUGGAAUGUAGAAUCCUGGAUUUGUACCCUCAGGAUAAAAUGGAUGCAUUGAUUUCGGAUUUAUUGAGAGCCCGGAUUAGUAGAAGGUUGAUCGUAGAAGAACAUUUGAGUAUCACAUCCAAUUAUUUAAGUGGAAAGAAGGAAAACACACUUGUUUUGGGAGAUAUUUUCCAAAAAUGUAACGCCAAGGAGUACUUGAACGGUGCGAGGGAAGUAUGUGAGGCAUACAUCAAUAAUAUGUAUUUUGCGGGCAUCAAGAUGCCCGAAUUGAUUAUCAACGGGGACACUGAACUAGAAUUCUAUUUCCUACCAUCGCAUCUAAAGUUCCUAUUGGGAGAAAUCUUAAGAAACAGCUACGAAGUGACUGUCAAGGAGACCAUACGAUUGGGACUAGAAAAGGCACCUCCGGUGACAGUAACUAUAAUAUCGAAUGACCAAAGUUAUCUUUUCAGAAUCAGUGAUAGAGGUGGUGGAGUGCCACAUUCUGAUAAGCAGAUAUGGUCCUUUGGUAAAUCAAAAGAGCUAGCCAAGCAAUCCCUAGACAACUUCCAUCACUUGCCUGGAUUGCAGACUUUGUCGUUAUAUGAUUCUUCUAACGGUGCUCAUCUAAAAUCAGAUCGUUACAGACAAACAUCGCUAGAUCGGAUGUCAGAAAACAAUUUGACGAAAGGUAAAUUUAAAGUUGGACAACCGCUAAUGGAGCUUCUCAAACGAUCUCCCAGAUAUAAACUUGGAAUUGGUCUCGCACUAUGCAAAGUAUAUGCCGAAUAUUGGAACGGUGAUUUGACCGUACAUUCUAUUCAAGGUUACGGUACCGAUACCGUUCUCAAACUAGGAAAUUUGAUGAGGCAUACGGACAAAUUGCAAUUGGAUAGAGUUUAG